CACUGGCAACAUGUGACUCAGGAAGUGACCUCUCUAGAGAGAAAAAAGCUCGAAAAGUGUAUAUUUCCUCGGAUGAUGAGCGCGAAGGACAUCUGGCAAGCCCCACAGCUAACAAACCCAUGGUGGUAGGCAAUAAAGAGGCAAAGUCUGUGCCAGUGGCAGCACCUUUACCUCUGCCAGUAUGUGCGCCACAGCCCAAGGCCGCAAAAAAACCUGUUGAACCAUGCGAUUCGGGAAGCGACAUAUCCAGAACGAAGAAAAUGCGAAAAUUGUAUCAUUCAACCGAUGAUGAAGACUACGAUGUUGCGACAAGCAGUAGGCCAAAGAAAUCCAGGGGAGAAUGUUGCAAAUGGUUUGCGCCAGUAGCAGCGCCUGUACCACUGCCAACAUGUGAUUCGGGCAGUGACCUCUCUAGAGAGAAGAAAGCACGAAAAGCAUAUUAUUCCACCGAUGAUGAAGGCGAAAGACAUCUGGCAAGCCCCAAGGCUAAUAAACCCUUGGUGCUUGGAAAUAUAGAUGCCAAGGCACCGCCAGUACUACCUCUACCAAUAUGUGUACCAACUUGCAGUAUUCCAAAAAAGUCUGUGGAACCAUGUGAUUCGGGGAGUGACGUAUCUAGGGAGAAGAAAACGCGAAAGGUAUAUCACUCCACUGAUGAUGAAGACGAGGAAGGUAUGAGAAUUAAGAAACCCAAGUUUAGCUGUUGCAAAUGGUUUGCGCCAGUAGCAGCGCCUGUACCGCUGGCAACAUGCGAUUCGGGUAGUGAUCUAUCUAGAGAGAAGAAAGCGCGAAAAGCGUAUAUUUCCUCAGAUGAUGAAGGCGAAAGACAUCUAACAAGCCCCACAGCUAAUAAACCCAUGGUGAUAGGGAACAUUGACGCAAAGCCGCCGCCACUUUGCAUACCUCUACCGAUAUGUGUACCAACAUGCAAGACCCGAAAAAAGUCGGUGCAACCACCUGAUUUGGAGAUGAGAACCGCAAAGUUGCCUCCACCUCCACCUUUCGCUGCUGAAGUCGCCAAAAGUACUAAAGAGCCCAGUGUUAAGAGACCCAAGGGACAAUGCUGCAAAUGGUUUGCGCCAGUAGCAGCGCCUGUACCAUUGCCAACAUGUGAUUCGGGCAGUGACCUCUCUAGAGAGAAGAAAACGCGGAAAGUAUAUCUAUCCUCAGAUGAUGAGGGCGAACGACAUCUAACAAGCCCCACUGCAAACAAGCCCAUGGUGUUGGGCAAUAUAGAUGCUAAGGCACCGCCAGUUUUAAUACCUCUGCCGGUAUGCGAUGUCACUUGCAAAAUUCCAAAGAGGUCGGUAGAACCAUGUGAUUCGGGGAGUGACGUAUCUAGAACGAAGAAAAUUCGAAAAUUGUAUCAUUCCACAGAUGAUGAAGAUUACGAAGCUGCAACAAGCACCAGGCCUAAGAAGUGCAAGUUAAAUUGCUGCAAAUGGUGUGCACCAGUAGCGGUACCUCUACCACUGCCAACAUGUGAUUCUGGGAGCGACAUCUCUAGAGAGAGGAAAAGACGGAAAGUAUAUCUUUCCUCGGAUGAUGAAGGCGAACGACCUCUAGCAAGCCCCAACGCCAAUAAACCCAUGGUGCUAGGCAAUAUAGACGCAAAAGCACCACCCGUUUUAAUACCUCUGCCGGUAUGCGAUGCCACUUGUAAGAUUCCAAAGAGGUCGGUGGAACCAUGCGAUUCGGGGAGUGACUUACCCGAACCAGUAUCUAGAAAGAUGAAUUAUUCCACCGAUGAUGAAGACUACGAUGGUCCAAAGGUAACCAAUAAAUUCAAUGGAUGUUGUGCUAUAAAAGGAAGGCCACCGAUAAUUUGUGAUUCGGGGAGUGACGUAUCUGGACCGGUACCUAGAAAGAUACAGUGUUCCAGCGAGAAUGAAGAAGAUGAGAUUAUAGUUAUACCCGUUGCUAGGAAAUCUAAAAUCAGUUGCGCUAGUUGCCACAGCUGUAACAGAAUCCGAGGCCGCGGUGAGGGUCGACCGUGCAAAAGAAAAGGUUGAUGAUGAUGGUAGAAAUGACACCACGAGUAACAACUACAUUCAGUCGAUAUUUUUACCAAUGACAAUAGUGAUACCACUGUCGACAGCUUUGCCAAAAGCAAAGACCGUGCAAAAAUGGAAUCAACAAACGCGUGAUUCUGGAUGUGUUUUAUCUGCACCUGUAUCUGAAGCGAACAAGUCAACGAAGGAUAAACAUAUGAGAAGUCCCUCGGCUAAGAAACCCAUGGUACAUGGUAGCACCCAACAGACGGCAAUAGCUUCUUUGCUUUUGCUGUGGAUAUCAAUAGCACAAAUUCAGGUUUUGACUUAUGUUUACAACUAUUUUUACACUCUUUUUUUACAUUUUGAUUCCUGUAUUUGAUCUCAGA
Molecule: messenger RNA, 2380 nt
Organism: Drosophila arizonae
Lineage: Eukaryota; Metazoa; Arthropoda; Insecta; Diptera; Drosophilidae
Source: RefSeq, a predicted model, not a curated record